UGUGGUGUUGAGUCAGUGUGAACACAUCAAAAGACAGAAAUCACUACAGUCGCGCUCAAGUGAAUUUGUGCCAAUUUUACAAUUCGAUCGAAAAGACGGAAACUUUUCGAUACAUUUCUGUUUGCGUCUUUUGCAAUAAUUGCACUUUGUGUUUUUAAUAGAAAAAAAGAACCUAAAAUUUCGCGAAAAGUUUGCAAAAUAAGUUAAUUAAUAAAAAAAGCGGUGUAUUUCGCAACGAAGAAAAUUGUUAAAAAGAAGGAAAAAUUCAAUUUUCGAAAAGAAAGUGAACGGAGUAGAUAUUUGCACGAAGUGGAUUUUUUUAUUUGGAUUUUAAAAAGUAUUUAAAAAAAAUGUGUAAACCAUAUCAGUUAUUUGCGACGACGCUAUUUUGCACCGUAGCAUUCACUAGCAAUUUAGUUUAUGGUCAAAAAGUAUCGGCGACGACGGAAAGAGUAGAAUUCAAGUGUCCGUCUGGUUAUGGCAAUGGAAAUUAUGCAGAUCCCGCUACGUGUCGUCGAUUUUAUCAGUGUGUUGACGGAUAUCCCUAUCUGAAUAAUUGUCCAUCUGGAUUGCAUUUUGAUGACGCUGCCAAGUAUUGUACAUUCAAAAAUGAAGCCCGAUGCGGACCAUUAGCCACAACUCCAGCACCAGUCACCGAAGCACCAAUCGAUUUGGCGAAAAAAUGCGACCCAUCUGACUGCGCAUUACCAUAUUGUUUUUGCUCAAAGGAUGGCACAAUCAUACCGGGUGGCUUAGAAGCUGAAGACAUUCCACAAAUCAUCCUAUUGACCUUUGACGGUGCCGUCAAUUUGAACAAUUACGAACAUUACAGGAAGGUAUUUAAUGGCAAGCGAAAGAAUCCAAACGGUUGUGACAUCAAAGGAACGUUCUUCAUCGCUCAUGAAUACAGCAACUACCAACAAAUUCAAUCGUUAGCAUUUGACCAGCAUGAAAUCGCAACCGAAACAAUUUCAUUGCAACAAGGUCUACAGGAUAAAGGCUAUGAAGAAUGGGUCGGCGAAAUGAUUGGUAUGCGAGAGAUAUUGAGACAUUUUGCAAAUGUUUCGGGAAAUGAUGUUGUUGGUAUGCGAGCACCAUACUUGAAACCAGGUCGAAAUACACAAUACAAGGUCAUCGAGGAUUUCGGUUACAUCUAUGAUAGUUCAGUUUCGGUUGAACCACAAAACCUACCGGUUUGGCCUUACACAUUAGAUUAUAAAAUCCCACAUGAAUGCAAGAGCGGAACAUGUCCAACAAAAACGUUUCCAGGUAUAUGGGAGGUCCCAAUGAAUGCUCACUACAUUGAAAGCUAUGAAGGUGGACAUUGCCCGUAUUUGGAUCAAUGCGUAUUGCACAAUCACAACGCCGAAGAAGUAUCAGAAUGGUUACAAGAAGAUUUUGCACGACACUAUGAACAAAAUAAAGCACCGUACAUGAUGGCAUUCAAAUCAAACUGGUUCCAAAUCAAAGAGCUCGAACAAGGUCUACAUAAAUUCUUGGACUGGGCACUAAAUCUGCCAGAUGUUUGGGUUGUAACCACAACACAAGCAUUGCAAUGGAUCACCGAUCCAAAACCAUUGAAAUCGCUCACCAACUAUGAACCGUGGGCAUGCCAAAAGAAACAAUCAAAUGUACAAGCACCGUGCAAUCUAUCGAAUAAAUGUGCACUACCAUUCAAAACUCAAACGAGCAACAUCACCGACACCCGCUACAUGGAAACGUGCCGUGACUGUCCGCAACAGUAUCCUUGGCUAGGCGAUUCAGAGGGAACUGGCAUUGCAAACAAAGACAACUACAUUUUUAAUGGCAACGAUCCGGACGGUGGCGAACAAAGCGAAAGUGCUGAAGAGAGCCGAAAGAAGUAAAUAAAACAAACGACGACAACAAUUGAAAAUGACAGUACGGCGAGAGAGGGAGAGGGACGAUGAAGAUGGAGAUGGAGAGAAAAUAAAUAACAGCAUGCGCUUGACACGUAAACAUAUUUUGCCGGUUAGAUAGUAUAGAAAUUAGAACGACAAAAAAAACACACAAACACACCGAUUCAAGAGAAAGCAGGA
Contarinia nasturtii (swede midge) is the source of this 2057-nucleotide messenger RNA. RefSeq lists its product as uncharacterized. The transcript is spliced from 10 exons. Gene Ontology annotation, biological process: carbohydrate metabolic process. NCBI's taxonomy places the organism in Eukaryota, Metazoa, Arthropoda, Insecta, Diptera, Cecidomyiidae. The record is from RefSeq and is a predicted model, not a curated record. Gene Ontology annotation, molecular function: chitin binding. Gene Ontology annotation, cellular component: extracellular region. The coding region runs from base 351 to 1865 and encodes 504 amino acids.